AUGACUUUCCCCACCUCCUCCAACUGCCAGGAUAUCCAGGAUUGCAACUCCAAGGUCCCGAAGUCCAGCCAGUCCCAGCAGUCCGGCCAGAACUGCAACAUGUUCACCAUGUACGAUCCCGCCGUCGCCAAAGCCUCGGCCCAGCCCGGUCAGCGCACCUCUGGUCAGUGUAGCGAGCAGACCUCCCAGGCUUCAUACCCUCAGGGCGGUACCGCCACUGCUCAGGCCCAGUCUACCCGCGGUCAGCAGCAGCCCCAGGGUCGCCAGCAGCAGUCUCAACAGCAGCAGGGUCGUCAGGAGCAGAAGCAACAGCCUGCCGGUCGCCAGUCUCAGCAAGAGUCUGGCCAGUCCUCGUUCUAA
Molecule: messenger RNA, 360 nt
Organism: Linnemannia hyalina
Lineage: Eukaryota; Fungi; Mortierellomycota; Mortierellomycetes; Mortierellales; Mortierellaceae
Source: the annotation of a GenBank genome assembly